Molecule: messenger RNA, 3486 nt
Organism: Penicillium oxalicum
Lineage: Eukaryota; Fungi; Ascomycota; Eurotiomycetes; Eurotiales; Aspergillaceae
Exons: 5
Coding region: 1-3486 (1161 amino acids)
Molecular function (GO): protein binding
Source: RefSeq, a predicted model, not a curated record
AUGGCGGGAGGUAACGGCGACAAGGGACAGCGAUACAUCACGUCCUUGGACCAGGCGCGAGCCCAAGGCAGAUGGGAUGAAGUGCCAGAACUCGUACGGAAGAUAACCAAGCAUGCGCCCAGCCGCACUUGUGCUAUCCAGACCGCGACGGCUGAGUCUCAAAUUGUGGCCUAUCUCCAGCAGCAAUCAUCCGCCGAGAGGGUGCCGACGCCAGGACUGACAGAAUUGAUCCCUGCUUUACUCACGACAAUAGAGAAAAAUGAUGGUACUGCCGAGGAGAUUCUACAGGCACAGGUUUGCCUGGGGUGGAUUCAUUGGAUCUCGAGCGAGCCGGCGCUGGCUGUCGGGCAGUUGCCCCAGGAUUUUGCCAAGUGUCUGGAAGAAAUGGCCGGUGCAGGCCAAAGCCCAUCUCCAUGGACGGAGAUCUGCCUGGUGAGGGGCUGCUAUAUCAAGGGUACUGCACAAGUUGCGGUCACCGGAAUGGACGAGACCUUGGAGACAUUUGCGUCCCUGACGACUUGGCUCAGCAAUGGAAAGCUGAGUACAAGCAAUCCUCAAUUUCAAAGCUGGGCGGAGACUUUGUUGUCGAAGGGUGCAAUCAUGGCGAGUGAUGAAACUCGAGCAAACUCCCCAGAUUCAGACCCAAGACAAGUGGAAAUCGCACUUCGACUGUUCCGGCUGUGGGCUGCCCUUCCCGCUGUCAAGCAAGGAUUAACCUCUUCGAAGCCAUCCCAUCUUGAUGCGCCUGCCCCGCACCCCCGGUCCGUUGUGUGGAAGGCAUACUAUGGUCUUCUCACAACUGUCCUUCAGGACGGUCUUCCAUAUACAGCGCCGCAUGAAGGCACGGAGAGACUUCAGUUGGCGAGCGAGUUGAGGCGCAUCGAGUUCAUAUGUGAGAACAGUGUCAUCCGCGACGCCAAAUUCCCAACUGCUAGCUCGGAUAACUCCGAAAUCGAAGCUUGGGUGGAAAAAGUCAUCGGCAAUUGGGAAAUCCUUUGUGGGCCUCACUGGCAGGACCAUGACCUCGGAGAAGGAGGACAGGUUGGCGUGGGACGACACGUCUUAGACAUUCUCUAUCGUGCAGCAUCGAAGACAUAUCACUCUCAUCUGAUUCUGCGUCGCUUAUUCCAUGUCCAUUCGGCGCUCGCGGACUUCGAGCUUGCUCUCCAGGCUCUGGAGUCAUACAUCGAGAUUGUCACUGGUGCCAUGGAAAGGGCUGAAAAAGGGGCCGAGUACGGGGAAUUGGAGAAUCCAGAAACAUUUCUGCAGACGCUUUGUGAAGGAGUGGUCAUGCUAAGUUGUCUUGGUUCAUUCGACGAAGCCGAGAAAGCCAAGAAUUUGACAGAGCUGAUAAGGUCUCAUCUCGAGAAGCAUGGAUCCGGUAUCACACAGGAGCCGUCGGAUGGGACAUUGCUCCUGACCGACGGUAGUCGCUUGUCUCGAACAUCUACGAUCGCUCCGGCUGUCCUGGCCUCAGCCUACCGGGCGGUGGGGAUUGGACUUGCCAACUGGGCGAGCUUCACACCCCAAAAUGAAACGCGAGAUGAGAUUCGCAGCGAAGCGGUGGACUAUUUGAUGAAGAGCGCAUCUCCAUCGCUGGGGAAGUCUAUGAAUUAUGCUACGCUUUACACUUUGUCCCUUGUACUCGCAGAGAACCGCGAUCUGGACACUGCGAUCGAAUACGUCAAAUCUGCGUUGACUUCCCAUGGAUGUUCUGAGACCACGGAAGACUUUUCAAGAGAGCGCGACCUCGUCCCCAUGUGGCAUUUGCUUGCUCUUCUUCUCAGUGCUAAGAAUGAGUUUGAAAUUGCGGAGCGUUCUUGUCAAGCAGCGUUUGAUCAAUUCCCCCUCGAUACAUUCGGAAAGAGUCAUUGGGAUCGAGUCUCAGACAAGCGCACGUCGAGGCCCGACUCCAAUUCAAAUGAUCGUGGAGGUAUUCUCGGUCGACCGCUUGUUGGUCGGCUUCAGGGUCGUGAGAAAGAACGGAUCCUCCAACUCCGCGUGACUCAGCUUUCCUUCGUCGAGGUCAUGGAGGGGCCUGAAGCAGCUGUUAACCAAAGCGGCCAACUAUUGCAACUGUUCGCUACUCUGUUCGGCGAUCUCAAUCUUGAUAGCGAGGACACCAAGCCCAAGGCCGACCAACUGGUCCCACCGAAAAGCUCCGCAGGCACGACAAGGAGUUUCCGGGGCAGCAUCUUCAGUCGCCAUCGCGGAUCUCAUGUAACAGAUCGUCGUGUUGACCCAUUGGCCGUCUCUGGGUCCGCGGUUCCACCAGUGCCCCCCAUUCCGAACGGCAUCGCAGGGGCAGGAGAUGCUCCAGUUAUUCAAGUAACUCAAGACGAGCGUGAUGGCCGUCGAAGUCCAUCCAUUCUCGGAAGAUCCGACUCGCAUAAAGUCAAAAAGCGCGCCAGCAGUCUGCUCAGGCAUGAGAGACCGCGCACGGAAGAGCCGCCAUUGCCCAGUGGACCGUCACCCGCGGACGCAGGGAAUUUCGCCGUCUUGACACCCCACUCGCCUGAGAAGGCAUCGCAUGCCGCAGGAAACGGACAGCCUCUUCACUCAGAUGUCCGUGGUAUGCAAGACCGACAAGAACGAGCUCGAGCUGCCCAUGAUGGUAAUCAACCAUUUAAUGACGUGCGGCUCCCCCGGCCUCACCGGUUUGAUUCCCCUACUCUCGCGACCAUGAAGUUCUCGCUCGCCCAGUCUCAAAAGCAUGCUCUUGGACUACUCGCUCAGAUAUGGCUCGUCAUUGCGGGUAUGUACCGCCGCGCUGCGCUAUUUGACGACGCCCGAGAAGCCUGCCAAGAGGCUUUCAAACAAGCGUCGCGGGUGGAAAUACUGACGGCGUCAAUUGAAUCAUCCGCCAAAUCCCUUAGCAGGCGCGGUUGGGAUUACGCCAAAAGCUCGGACGAGUUGGUCGCAGAUGUUCUGACCGAACAAGGGCUCCUGUCCCAGAGUCAGUCGAAUCCACAUCGGGCAAUGAAGGUCUUUGAAGAAGCCCUCCUGCGGUGUCCAGACCACCCCACGGCCACCAUCGCGCUCGCCAACCUGCUUCUGGAUGUUUGGGACCAGAAGCUGCCAUUAGAGCCUUCCAAUGCUGACGUCGAUCUGACGCUCUCGCGUCUAUCUCUACUGUCUAAUUUGCCGAAGCCUAAAAUCGCGAACGCCAUUUCAAUUGACGAGUUAAUGAAGUCUGAAUCUGAGUCUCAACCGACGAGGGAGACUUCCUCGUCGCCGCAUAAUGUUGACCCCAAGCAUUUACAUCGCCUAGCAGCACGAGACCGCGCUUACGGUCUGCUUUCAUCGCUAACGAAGCUCGGUAGCUCCUGGGAUAAUUCCGACGCCUGGUUCGCUUUGUCACGAGCUUACGAAGCUGGCCAGCAAACUGAUAAACUGAAAGAUGUCUUGUGGUGGUGCAUUGAGCUUGAGGAUCGGCGUCCUAUCAGGCACUGGUCCAACAUCAGCUCGGGACUUUAUGUUCUCUAA